AUGCAGCAGCAGCAGCAACAGGAGCCGGAGCAACAGACCAGCGCUACGACAGAAGAAACCGCCGCCGCCGCAGCUGCGGCGGCGCAAGCGGCGGCCGCGGUGGCAACGCGAGAGAAAAAGGAGGAACUGAGGAAGCAGAAGCGAGACGAGGAAGGGCUCCACCUGCUGACCCUCCUUCUCCAGUGCGCCGAAGCCGUCUCCGCCGACAACCUAGAGGAGGCCAACCGCAUGCUGCUCGAGAUCUCAGAGCUAUCGACGCCGUUCGGAACUUCCGCCCAGCGCAUCGCCGCCUACUUCUCCGAAGCCAUGUCCGCCCGCCUCGUGAGCUCUUGCCUGGGCAUCUACGCGCCGCUACCCCCGGCGGCGGUGCACCGCCAGAAGCUCGCGACGGCGUACCAGGUCUUCAACGGCAUCAGCCCCUUCGUCAAAUUCUCCCACUUCACCGCGAACCAGGCGAUCCAGGAGGCGUUCGAGAGGGAAGAACGGGUGCACAUCAUCGACCUGGAUAUUAUGCAGGGCCUCCAAUGGCCGGGUCUCUUCCACAUUCUCGCCUCCAGGCCAGGAGGACCGCCAUACGUCCGCCUCACCGGCCUGGGAACGUCGAUGGACGCGCUGGAGGCGACGGGGAAGCGGCUGACGGACUUUGCAGAGACGCUGGGGCUACCAUUUGAGUUCUACCCGGUGGCGGAGAAAGCCGGCAACGUCGACCCCGAGCGCCUACAUGUGAGCAAGCGGGAGGCUGUUGCUGUCCACUGGCUGCACCACUCGCUCUACGACGUCACGGGUUCGGACGCGAACACCCUUUGGCUACUGCAGCGGUAAGUUUCUCUAUCAGGGAAUAACCGGUCCCCCUUCCCCAUUUGGAAUUGCACCGCCGCCGUCUCCGGCAGGGUUUCAUCUUUGGCUCUCUUGGCCGGCGACAAUGGCAGACGAUCGGCACUUUCCAUGACCCCAGAAAAGUCCUAAAGGUUCAUAACUCUCAUGGGUUAUUAACUAGCAGAUGUUUUCUUUCUCACAAUGGGGCAAUGGCGGACUGUGCCCGCUAACAGUGACGACCGGCGGACUAGCUCCCCCGUCUUCACCAAGUUCUUUCCUGCUUUGUCGGGGAUGGGAUUGAUUCAGCUUCCGGCCGCAAAGAUUAGUGCUUUGCUGAUUGGACGGGUCGGGGAAAUUUCCCCGGGUCCUGUCCAAUCAAGCCACCGCCGUAAAUUUGAUGCGUUCUGGAGAUCAACAGGGAUUUCUCUGUGACGCACAGGUUGGCGCCGAAGGUGGUGACGAUGGUGGAGCAGGAUCUGAGCCAUGCGGGCUCGUUCUUGGCUCGGUUCGUGGAGGCGAUCCACUAUUACUCGGCGCUGUUCGACUCGCUGGGGGCGACCUACGCGGAGGAUUCCCACGAGCGGCAUAUCGUGGAGCAGCAGCUGCUCUCGCGGGAGAUCCGCAACGUGCUGGCGGUGGGCGGCGCCGCCCGCACCGGCGAGGUCAAGUUCCAGAACUGGCGCGAGAAGCUGAGCCAGUCCGGCUUCCGGGGGAUCUCCCUCGGCGGAGCUGCCGCCCACCAGGCCACCCUCCUCCUCAGCAUGUUUCCCUCCGACGGGUACACCCUCGUGGAGGAGAACGGCGCCCUCAGGCUCGGGUGGAAGGACCUGCCUCUCCUCACGGCCUCCGCAUGGAAGCCCAUCGGCGGCGGCGCCGCCUACGCCGCCGCCACCAGGUAG
Messenger RNA from Spirodela intermedia, 1715 nucleotides. The record is from the annotation of a GenBank genome assembly. NCBI's taxonomy places the organism in Eukaryota, Viridiplantae, Streptophyta, Magnoliopsida, Alismatales, Araceae.